AUGGAAGAAAAGCACAGAACUAUAAAACACAAUAUCUUGUCUUUUGCUGAACGAUACUUAUCUAAAGAUGAAGUUCAGUUCUUAGCUGAUAUUUUGGACCCGGAAGUUCAACGCCAGGAAUUUUUCACAGUUUUUCACUUGAAGUCAAUUUAUUUCCAGGAGGCGUAUGUCAAAGCACUAGGAAAGGGAUGUCCUGAGUUGGCUGGUUCUCAUUAUGCAGCCAUUUGCAGGGAAAACAAUGGUGCCAUUGAAGGCAAAAGAACUGUUCCAGUCAAGUUGAAAGUGUGGAAGACGAUUCCAUUUUUAGAGGAUGAAUGUGUUUCUGGAACAGAUGCAGUUAAAACAAUCAGUGGCUUGAAAUAG
Fraxinus pennsylvanica is the source of this 363-nucleotide messenger RNA. The record is from the annotation of a GenBank genome assembly. NCBI's taxonomy places the organism in Eukaryota, Viridiplantae, Streptophyta, Magnoliopsida, Lamiales, Oleaceae.